This is a messenger RNA of Gaeumannomyces tritici R3-111a-1, 2429 nucleotides long. RefSeq lists its product as hypothetical. The transcript is spliced from 2 exons. Lineage: Eukaryota; Fungi; Ascomycota; Sordariomycetes; Magnaporthales; Magnaporthaceae. The record is from RefSeq and is a predicted model, not a curated record. Bases 479 to 1978 code for a protein of 499 amino acids.
CCGUGCGCCCAACCCCUUGAAGCUGAGGCAGGGCACCGACACCAAUAGUCCUGUCUGCUUUCUUCCCGCCCUCUCUCCCCCGUCCCUCUCGGUCAUGUAACACAACGCCCACGACUCGGUCUCUUUUUGGGAGCUGUGGACCCAGAAAUCAUGCAAUGCUGCAGUGCUUCUUGGAAGGAUGCUCCCAAAAUCAAGAUGCGGGUGUGGACCCGCCCGAGGGAUAAACCCGGGAGCCCUAUAACGGACAUUUUACCAUAUACUGUGGGCCCUUGCUGCCGCCUGCCUCCACCCAGAAACAGGGCAGCAAGCUCGUGGACUGGCGGGAAAUAAGUGCCGCUCUUGCAACAAUCCUUUGCCUGCGGUUAGCUGAGGUGGAGGCAAGGUGAAGGUCAACCGGGGUGGCCGACAUCGUCCGCUCAUAAGGAAUACGGGCGGCUGCCUGGGCGCUGCCACAAACAUCCUUCCACCCCGUCCUCCCAUGAUCCGUAUAGGUCUUGCAGCAAACAAACCCAAGAGCAAACGCUCGCCCGCCAGGAGCCCUUACCCCCCUAACAACCACCAGAUGGGGUCUGUUGGAAAUAUGGCGUCGCCCACAACUCGGACAAGGUCGACCAGCUCGGUGAAGACACUUAGGUCGGGACGGCCGACUAAGGGCAGCCGGUCAAAGUCCACCCCGCUCUUGAUGGGCGACGUCACCGAGGAGGAAGGGCAAGCGGCAUCCCCUAUCAUCUUCGACCAGGAUGGAGACCUACACCUCGCCGUGGGCACGGCCAAGGUGAACCCGAUGCGAUUUGUCGUCUGCUCGCGGACGCUGGCGCGGGCUUCGCCAGUGUUCAGGACAAUGCUUUUCGGCGCUUUCAGCGAGUCUUCAAGGCCGGGAGGGGCCCAGAGGACCAGCUCCCAGGCAAGCGCAACUAGCGGCUCGGACAGCGCCGCAUUAGGUAGUUUGAGCUCGUCAUCCGGUAGCUGCUUGGCACUCUCGUCCUCGUCGCUAUCCCUGCCAUCCGCAUCAGUACCGGAUGCAUCAUCAACAGAAUUCCCGAUAACCCCACCAUCGUCUACCACCUCGCCGACGUCCCUGGCGUUGCCAAAAGAGCAGGACGAGUGGACGGCCGAGCUGCCCGAGGACGACCCGCGGGCGUUCCGCAUCCUCAUGGGCAUCAUCCACAGCAGCUUCGCCGAGCACGUCCCCGAGACCAUCGAGCUGGUGGAGCUGUUCCACGUCGCGAUCCUCGCGGACAAGUACGACAUGACGCACCUGCUGCGCCCCUGGGCGGAAGGCUGGUGCUCGUCCCAGCGGGGGCGCCGCCACCCCUACCGCCUGUGGAUCGCGUGGGUGCUCGGGGACGAUACCAUGUUCGAGUCGGAGGCCCGGCGGCUCGCGCUGGGCUGCCCGGUCAACAAGUACGGGCAGCUGCUCAUCCGGUGCACCAACGGGAACUUGAUGCCGCUCGAGACCUUUGACUAUCUGAGGUUACCGGAUAUAUUAGAACCCAUCGCCGCCACCCGGCUCGAGGCGGCGGACCAGAUCCUGCAAAAGAUCACGGCGGUGCAUCGCAAGCUCGCGACGGCCAACGGGCGGCACUGCCGCGAGCCCACGGCCAGUACCAAGCAGGAGUGCCGGCUCGACUGCGAGAACGCGCUGCUGGGCUCCAUGGUCAAGGCCCUCGACGCCUGCGGCCUCUGGCCCAUCCCGGCGGCGCCCCAGCUGACCGUCAGCCUGGACGCACUCGUGGCCAAGGUGGCGAGCGCGGCCCAGAUGAUCCGCCCGCUCAGCUCGUCGUCGGGCAGCUCCAUGUCCCCGAUGGGCGGCGGCGUCAGGCACGCCGGGUGCAACCCGGGCACCGAGGUCGAAGACUUUGCGCGCCGCGUCCUGGCCGGCGUGCCCACGCCCGUGCAGCACGCCCACCUGACGCACAUGGAGCUGCAGGCCGUCAAGUCGGGCCUGUCCGUCGGCACGGACAAGGCUGAGCUCUGAGGGAGGGGGGUGAGCUCCGUGGCGGGUGGGGGUUUGCUGUAGAUCACGGGAUACGUUGCGGGCCCGAUCUAGAGAUUUUACGGGUUUGUUGCUUUGUUUGAUGAUGUCGCGUGGGGCCUCGUCGUCUGCUUUCGUUUUGCUCUUUUGAUGACGGCCCCGAGUUGGAUGUCUCGCAUGCGGCGGGAUCAUCAGUCCUUUUGCGUUUGUUACUGCAUUAUUGUAAUGAUCAUGUUGGGAAAGCGUAGUCCUUUUAAUUAUGAUUAGGAAAAGCUGUUAGAGACUAUUGGUUGUGCAACGAGGUGCCAUCUCAUAACGUGGGAUCUUGUCAAUUUCCGGGUUUGCUCCUUUUAUCGUACGACUUGCGAUGUUCAUCUUGCAAACAAAACAGUCUUAUAUAAUAUUCAAUAUCCCCUUGACUGCAGCAAAGAAAAUGAGGCAAAUAGGAAAUGGC